Molecule: messenger RNA, 1102 nt
Organism: Oncorhynchus keta (chum salmon)
Lineage: Eukaryota; Metazoa; Chordata; Actinopteri; Salmoniformes; Salmonidae
Product: putative methyltransferase DDB_G0268948
Exons: 6
Coding region: 40-855 (271 amino acids)
Molecular function (GO): S-adenosylmethionine-dependent methyltransferase activity
Source: RefSeq, a predicted model, not a curated record
GGAGCACUAGGCUAGCGGAGCAGACGACAGCAGAGCACCAUGACCUACCGGAUGUUUGAGGAGAAACACCAUGCCUCCAUCUACCAGAGGUACCGCUUUGUACCCCCAGAGGAGAUCAGAGACAUCAUCCUGCAUUACCUGGAAAGGAAGAAAGUCCAGCCUCAUGCCCUAGCUGUGGACCUGGGCUGUGGGACAGGGCAGAACUCACGCCUGAUGGCCCCACACUUCCAGGAAGUGGUGGGCAUUGACAUCAGCGAGUGCCAACUGGAGGAGGCCAGGGCAGUGGCAGGAUUCAACAACAUCACCUACAGGAAAGGGACAGCUGAGGAGCUGCCGUUUCCGGAUGCUUCUGUGGACCUACUGACUGCAGCCUCAGCGGUCCAUUGGUUUGACCAGCAGCGGUUCCUCUUGGAGGCAGGCCGGGUCCUGAAGCCUUGUGGCUGCAUGGCUCUGCUUGGCUUUGAUGAUAACUUCAGACUCCAUUACGGCUCAUGUGGGGACAGACUCACUGACAUCUGUGAUGAGUUCAAGAAGGUGCUGUUACCAUACACCAGCACACAGGUAACAGUGGCCAACAUCAAACUACAGGAGCUUUACACUGCUAUCCCCUUCCCUGACAAAGAGAGGGUUGAGUGUAUCCCACUGAAGCAGCAGAUCUCAGUGAGGAACAUAGUGGGCUUCAUGGAGUCCUUCUCCAUGUACCAGGCCUUCCAGAGGGCCGAGCCUGAUGCUGCCACCGCACUGCUGCAGAGAACACUUGACAGGUUUCUGAAGGAGAUGGGAGUCACAUCACCAGACACACUCAUGGAAGUGACGCUGGAGUAUUUCUGUGUCCUGGCGUCUAAACCGGAGUGAACACUCUUUACAGUGGGAAUGUGUUUGUGUGUAGACAGAUGUUUCUUAAGCUUGUAUCAAUCAUGUUUAAGGUGUUGAUAAGUAGUCUUCUGUUCACAUAAGAUGUCAUUGAAGUCCCUUUGGUUGUCUCUUUUAUGAAUUGUAAUGUAGAGCAAACUAUUAGCAUUAGUCACAUCAUUAUCAAAAUGGUUGCCACAUUUAGUAUCUUCCUUGCCUGAGAUUUACAAUAAAAUGUAUGCAGACACAA